UGAAAGGGAGUUGGAGCUCCAAGUAUAAAACUCCAGCAGGCGCACAAACCCACGCAGCGCGCGGACUGAAGGACUGCAUCACUGCUGCUCUUCUGCCGAAUCCACCCUUCAUCAUCACACUUAUCAUCCAGCAUGAGUGAGAGACAAGAAUCCGGAUCAGCUGGAAACAUCAAACCCUCAGGUGGACAAGACCCAUCCAAGAAGGAAGUCCCUGCUGAGGACAUUGACAUCGACAUGGGUGCCCCCGAGACGGAGAAGGCUGCAGUCGCCAUCCAAUCGCAGUUCAGAAAGUUCCAGAAGAAGAAGCAGACGGUGAAAUCAUAAUCUCGCCCAUGUAGGGCGUCCCUGGCCCCCGUGGGCCCAACGCCACCAUUAGGGCAGGGAGUUGCAUGUCAGAUAAACGGCACUGUUCUCGGAUGGGGGGUCAUGGGAUGAUUGGGUUAGGGUGGGGGUGGGGGCAGAUGAGAGGUGAAGAGGCAAUUUGCCUUUUGCCAUCAUCUGUCAGGAAUAAAAUGUGAUAUUUUGGUUCCCCCAAGUACAUAGAUUUUUUCAAUAAAUUUCUCUUUCCUUUUAAAAUACUUUUGUUAUUUUUUGAUAAAUAUGAACUGACUUGUCUCAUUAACAUCAAGGUGUUUGAAAACAUCCAUCUUAAAGUGUUAAGCACUUCUGUGAUAGUUUUUCCUGUGUUUAAGACCAGAAAUCACAGGUAUUUAAUGCCAAAUGAUUGAGAAUGUUGCUCAAGGAAAACAUCCUGUACGGCAUCUAAAACUAAAAUAAUUAAGAUUCAAACAGCCUUAUUCAAUCUUUCACCUCUGUUGUUGUUUUUUUUUUCCGUCUGCAUAGAUGAACUGAUAUUGUGUUUGUGGUGUGUCAUUAUCAUCUUAACCAAGUCAAUGUUUUGUCAACAGUAUAUUAUAAUAUUCCUGACACCAAACAGUUGGAAAUAAUCAUAUGUGAACUGAAUAAAUAUUAGGAUGACUUUAAA
Ctenopharyngodon idella (grass carp) is the source of this 985-nucleotide messenger RNA. It is a transcript of the gene pcp4a, whose product is annotated as Purkinje cell protein 4a. The transcript is spliced from 3 exons. The record is from RefSeq and is a predicted model, not a curated record. Gene Ontology annotation, cellular component: cytoplasm. Gene Ontology annotation, molecular function: calcium ion binding; calmodulin binding. Lineage: Eukaryota; Metazoa; Chordata; Actinopteri; Cypriniformes; Xenocyprididae. Bases 133 to 324 code for a protein of 63 amino acids.